AUAAUAAAUAAAUAACCCCCGCAAAUAUCUUCUCCCCUUUGGCGCUUCUGAACCCUUUUGUUCUCUUCGCAUUCUGUUUCUCUCUGUGUAUCGAUCAUCAAACAUUUCCUUGUUUUCCCUGUAUAUGUACUUCCAUAUCCUAUUGGUUUUGUCCCAUUCUGGCUAUCUCAUUUUUUGAGUGAACGGAGACAUUAUGCACCCUAACGCCCACCACUUUCUUCCUUGUUUUCACUGCCACCCCCAUGCCUAUAUCCGGAUGAUCCAACAUCUGAUAGAGAGAUGCUUGCUGCUUCAUAUGAGCCGAGAUGAGUGCGUCAAGGCCCUGACUCGCCAUGCAAACAUUCGCCCUCUCAUAACACUCACAGUGUGGAAAGAGCUUCAGAAAGAGAACACUGAAUUUUUCCGUGCAUAUUUGCGUACUAUUCCUCCCAAGCCAUUCCUGGCCAAAUUCAGGAGGAGUGCUCCUACAAUAACGAGGAGAAGACAACGUCACUGGAGAUGAGGGAUAAUAUGCAGUCUGUAAUAUGCUGAUUAAUUUAUUUUCCUUGUUUCUACAUAUCGAGUAUGAGUCCAGGGGAACUAAUAAUAGUGUUUAAUAUUAUAUCAAUUAUCCAAGUUUAUAAUUUGAUGGAUGCUUUCUUU
Molecule: messenger RNA, 642 nt
Organism: Cucurbita moschata (crookneck pumpkin)
Lineage: Eukaryota; Viridiplantae; Streptophyta; Magnoliopsida; Cucurbitales; Cucurbitaceae
Exons: 4
Coding region: 194-502 (102 amino acids)
Source: RefSeq, a predicted model, not a curated record